AUGGAAAAGAAGUUACAACAAAAUAUUAACAAUUUUAGACAUCAUCUCAAAGUGAAAAAACAUAAGUUCCAGAGGGAUUUCAAAGACUUCAAAAGUGGUAAAAUCUUUAGGCAAACUAAUAAUCACCCGAAACACCGUAAUAACUAUCGGGGCUCCUUGUCUGGCGAGACAGACUGGUCCGAUCAGGACCUGCCACCUCAAACCAGACGGAGAUCUCAGUUUAAACGAAACCCUGAUCAAACAGAACGUAACCCUCACAUCACAAAUAACAAAAGCAUUUUUAAAAAUUCAGACAAAACGGUGUCUUUUCUUGAUAUUCCAAUACCUGUGGAUACUGAUAAACCUUACGGCCCCACUAUCCCCCUGCCGAACCCUUUUUUUAGAACAGGAUCAACCCCGACAACAACGGGGUCGAUUGAGAGACAGGGAUCGGUGGGCAUACAAGAACCAGAGUCGCCCUCAGAGACAGUAACCUCUAAUAAAAUAAUAAACCUAUCAGAUUUUUCAUUAUCUAAACAUCAUAUCACUUUGCUCAACAAAGGUUUAUCCUUUGUACCUACUCCUACCUACAAUAUGUUUAACUGGUCUAAAGACCUCAAUCUCUUUGGUCGUAAAUUGCCUCUUAACAUCCUACAUGCCAAAAAAGAUCAAUUAAUGGCCAAUGAAAUGGGCCUUUCGGUACAGGACUAUGAGCUUUCCAAAACUUUGGAUAGCCUCCUUGCUGAAAACUACUUGUCCAGACCCUUAACUGAUUUCAAGCCACCAAGUUAUUUUACUCCUAAUUUUUUAUAG
This is a messenger RNA of Pelobates cultripes (western spadefoot toad), 792 nucleotides long. The record is from the annotation of a GenBank genome assembly. NCBI's taxonomy places the organism in Eukaryota, Metazoa, Chordata, Amphibia, Anura, Pelobatidae.